UAAUUAUAAGCACAAAUUGAAAUUAUCGUUAGUAUUUUGACGAAAAUCGUGGACGAUGGUUGUGUUUUUUAUAUUUGGUAUAUUUCUGGCAAGCGCAAAGGCCUUUGACAAUUUGGAACUAUCGCCAGCAGUGAUAGAUUCAAACAUAAAAUAUGUCGAAAUUCCACCGUUGCCGUUGCCAGCAGAGGAAAAAGUACCAAAUGCACACGAUCAAAAUUGUCCACAGAAUGAACUACUGGUUCAAAUACUAAACAUCCUAACAGACCAGAAAUCCAUAAAUUAUCUUGAUGGACCAACAAAAACGUAUGUAUUAAGCCUUCUUAAGGAUGUCUUGCAAAAUUCUCCUCAACACGAAAAGAUCUCAAAUGAUAUUUUAAGAAGCAAUUCAGCCAAUAAUGUACUGAGAGCUCUGGCAAACGCAGAUAAUAAUAAAAUUAAAAUAACAGUACAAUACGAAUUACCCGCAUCGAAUAACUGUGAGAAAUCAUUAGAGAAUUUGUAUAAAAUAAUUAAUGUCCUAAACGAAGCUAAAACGCCAGUAGUAUCGAAAUUCGAGGUGAGAACUGAGAUCCCAGAAGUAGAUAGUCUACUAGUUUCUAGGCCAGAACUCUAUACAAUACCAAAUCAUGAUCAAAACAUUCAGGAUAAACACAACAAAGAAGCAUUGAAAGCUCUAUUUGAAAAUCCGAACACUAAUGUUAAAGAUUUACUCGAAAAUUACAGACCCCGCGUCUCAGCUCCGGUGCAACAUGAUGUAUUAAUAGAUGAAAGCUUCGCUAUCCCACAAAAGCCGAGUAAUAAUUUGGUACAGAUUAAAUAUUACUACAACAGAGCGCCAGAAUAUCGACCGAACGAUUUCCAAAUUCAAAAUCCAGUGGUGGUACCAAAGGCUGAUAAUAAUGUUGAACCAGUCGAAGAAAAGGUUCUCUGGAAGAACCCGUAUCAACCCUUAGGAUCGGCUGUGUAUAAUAUCGAUCAGGCUCCACACGGUAAUCCUAAUGAUGUGUAUAAUAAUUUAUUAAGAGAUUUAAUAGCUAUUGCACAAAAACCACAACACAAAACUAAAGAAGACAAAGUGAAAGACGUCUUACCAAAAUCUAGGAUAGUUCAGGAUCCUUACAUAUAUUCUAAUGCAAACGGACAAUACCUAAGUCCUAUUGAUAAUCAAAAUCCUAUCAAUAAUUACGACAAAGUAGUACCUGUACCAACUGGAUAUGACAAUAUUUACGAACCAUAUGCACAAAAAGGUGAAGGACAAUCUAUAGUAGAUCCAUAUUCAGGAAAAUUGCAAAACCAGCCUGGCGUAAAUGUCGUUAAUGUGAAACAAAUAGCGGAUCAUGAUAAAAUUGUAGAAAUAACUUAUGUGCUACAACAACCGAAAAAAGUUCAUUACGAACCAGUAUAUUUGAUCAAAUAUCGUCUACCAUUGAAAGUGUUUGAAGAGCACGUAUACAAAUUAUUAUUAUCGAAACCCUUUCUCAAACAGGACCCGAAUAAACUAUACCAAGAAUUACUCGCUUCUCUCAAGUUAGAUAAUCGAUUCACACAAGUCACAGAAUUGAGGAGUAAAGAAAUUAACAACAUGAACAAUGAAACGGAAAAUGACAAUCAUGUAUUAACAUCCAAGGUGAAAGAAAUAGAAGACGAAUUGAAAAUUAUCAAGGAACUCAAUGCAAAUGUGUCAUCAUCUGAUCUUCUGUCAAUUAACAAUGGGACAGUUGAAAAUGAGUUGAAAAGGUUGAAGCGACAUCCAGUGCUAUUGAACGAAAAUAUAAUAUAAAAUAUAAUAAAACAACAUAAAAAGCCUAUAAGAUUAUGAUAGACGUCAGCAAAGUAUUUCUACAAUAAUGUUCCCACAAAAACUUUCUCAAAUAAAAAGCUUAAUAAAUUGUC
This is a messenger RNA of Aricia agestis (brown argus), 1893 nucleotides long. RefSeq lists its product as uncharacterized. The coding region runs from base 56 to 1780 and encodes 574 amino acids. The transcript is spliced from 3 exons. NCBI's taxonomy places the organism in Eukaryota, Metazoa, Arthropoda, Insecta, Lepidoptera, Lycaenidae. The record is from RefSeq and is a predicted model, not a curated record.